AUGAACGCCGAAUCGGAAUCAGAUGAAGAGAAUCAGCCGUUGAACUGUCCGUACACUUGCUUUCGACCGACUUUCGGCACAAUAGCGUUGGCACUAUUGUUGGUAUCUCUUCAGGCGGUUAUAUACUUAACCUAUGUUUCCAUCAAUACUCCCAACUGUUACUCGUGUCAGUCCUCUGACAAGAAUUGUGAAACAUUUUGCAACAUAAUUGUCGACGACUUUAUAACUCAAGACAAUGUCUUCGAUCGGAACCAAAUGAUCACUUAUUUAACGAUCGUUAUGUCCGUCCGGUUUGUGGCGCUCAUCAGUGGAUUCAUUGGAGUGUUUCUCAUCAAUAUGUAUCUCAUGACAACUUACCUUAUAUUAUAUUUCGGUUUACUUUUGGCUUUCUUUAUGAAUUUGAUAUUCAUUGCCGCGGCCGCCAAAACGGACGGGAACCCGACUUAUGGAUUCGUAUUCGGGAAAACGACCUUAAGUGUAGUUUUAUGGUCAGUGAUGUACUCAUUGGAAGUCAUACUAUUCCUAAUGGGCUUAGCCUUAGGCUAUAAAUAUGCGGUAAUGAAGUUCCGUCGCAAACAAUAA
Messenger RNA from Medioppia subpectinata, 582 nucleotides. The record is from the annotation of a GenBank genome assembly. Lineage: Eukaryota; Metazoa; Arthropoda; Arachnida; Sarcoptiformes; Oppiidae.